UUGAACGUCAAUGAAAAAGCAGAAUCAAUGACAGGGAAAGGAGAGUAGGUGUUUGUUGGCGAAAGAUACGCCAUAAGUUCGUGCCGCAAUGGUCCGGCCCAGUGCGGAUUUGCACCUGCGAAUUAUUUAUCUGUUCGUGGGCCUGACUUGCGUUUGGGCUGAGAAUGGCAACACCGAAGAUGCCGCUGCGCUAAACUCGGAUUUGGACUACGACCAUCCGAAAGUCUGGACCAAAGGAGCGCAGAGGCGGCGCUGCUGGGGCUACGAGAAGAACUGUGCCGAGAGUCAACGCAUGUUCAAGGGCACGUCAUGCAUCCGAAAACAGGGCGAGUCCCCGGAAGCGUUCAGUCGCCGCCAGGGCGACUUCUGGAGCUCGGCGGACUGGGGUUACGUGUCCAAAUUCAAGGACAGCAUGGUGGAGAUCUGUAGCCAGCGCUCGGCCAGCGACUCUCUGUUCAAGUGCAGCACAGACAACGCCAUGUGCAUUGCCAAAAACAUGUACAUGGAUCUGCGGCAGCUGGACCAUCAUCAACAUGGCAACGCACAUCGCAAGGACGUGCUCAGCAAGCCGGGCAUGUUGGGCGGUCGAUGUCGCAUGCACAACGGCCGCAUGGCCACGCGACGACCGUCCGACGUGCUGCAGGCGUGGACGGACGAAUUGGAGGGCUUUGGCAAUCUGAAGUUCCGUCCGCACGCGACGGCGAAGCAGUGCGACGUCUGGCUAGACAAGCCAACCGUGGUGAUGAAAUUCGACUCCGGGGUCAACCUGUACCACCACUUCUGCGACUUCUUCAACCUGUUUGCCACGCAGCACGUGAACGGCUCAUUCACGCGUGACCUGAACGUUGUGAUGUGGCACACUGGACGUACGCCGUUCUUCGACCUCUUCAAGGACGUGUGGCGGGCGUUCACGCUCGCCGGUGACUUCAAGCCGUUGGGCGACUACGACGGCAAGCGGGUGUGUUUCCGCGACGUCGUCUUCACGCUGGGCCCGCGCAUGCCGCUCGGCCUCUUCUACAGCACCCCGAUACCGGAGAAAUGCUCCGGGUCCGGACUGUUCAAGGCCUUCCACCGUCACAUGGUGCAUCGCUUUAACCUGACUAGUGACCGCGGUAAUGUAACCGAGCCGGCGUACAGGCUGAGGGUGAAGUUCAUGGCGCGCAAGACCAAGUGGCGACGUGUGCUCAACCAGGAUGAGCUGAUCGCGGCGCUGCGCAGCACGGGCCGGUAUGACGUGGAGGUGGUGGAGUUCACCCGUGAGGUCCCGCUGAUCUCGCAGUUCCAGACGGUUCACAACGCGGACAUUCUCGUCGGAAUGCACGGCGCCGGCCUGACGCACUCGCUGUUCCUGCCUGACUGGGGCGCGCUGUUCGAGCUGUACAACUGCGAGGACGUGCGCUGCUACCGUGAUCUGGCAGCGCUGCGCGGUGCCCACUACGUCACCUGGAGCGACAAGAGCAAGCUGACCGCCGUCGAGAGGUCGCCCGAUCACCUCAACUCGGCCGUGGAGAAGUUCUCCAACUAUCGCAUGGACGCCGACGAGUUUGUGCGCUUGGUUGACAAAGCAGCCACUGCCGUCCAACAGAGGCUGCCCAAGCGUCGCCCCAAGGAUGAGCUCUAAGCGUGGAGGUGUCCUCAUGGCCGAUGGAGCUUUUCUCUCAUCCCAGUGCCCACUGAGUACGGUAUGCAGUUUCAACAGCCUGUUGUGUAACUAGGAUGAGCUGUCUUAGAAUGUCUGUACCAGUGCUCGAGAGAAGCCGGAAGAAAGGCGGAUUUAUUUAUUUAUUUAAUAAAAAACCGACCACUACACAGCAACGCUUGACAGGCUGUGACAGCAUCACGGACAGCCUUGCGCUGUCGCGUCUUCACCCUGGGGGCUGGUGAGGGCAGCGCUCUGCCUCGAGGUACGUCUCACCGCCCCUACGUGCUAUGCGCGUCCUCGCUGCGCUACAACCACAGCAAGAACCUAGUCACGCGGCUGUUGGUUAUCUUGUGUGUACACAUUGUAGUUAUUAUGCUGGUUUAUCAUCAUGUCUCCUGCCAUUCUGUAUAGGAAAGGCGUCGCUACCACUACCUUGUGCCAUUCUCUAUUCCAUCUGCAAUGGACGUCAGCUACAUCGAUAUUAGUUUGGAGAAAGUCACGCAUCCUGUUCUAACCAAGACUGCAAGUGGUGCGCAGUUUUAGGACUGCUGUUUCACAUACCUCGCAAGCAUGCACACACACUUAGGUCUCUCCCCCCGCCAGCGGACACACCCUCUCUCUUUUCUCUAACCGUUCAGAAUUAUUCGAGAAUUCACCUUAUUUUGUUGGACCAGCAGAUAAGUGCUGGCAAAUCCGUGGUG
Messenger RNA from Sycon ciliatum, 2343 nucleotides. RefSeq names its product EGF domain-specific O-linked N-acetylglucosamine transferase-like. The coding region runs from base 89 to 1621 and encodes 510 amino acids. Gene Ontology annotation, molecular function: protein O-acetylglucosaminyltransferase activity. Gene Ontology annotation, cellular component: endoplasmic reticulum lumen. Lineage: Eukaryota; Metazoa; Porifera; Calcarea; Leucosolenida; Sycettidae. The transcript has 2 exons. The record is from RefSeq and is a predicted model, not a curated record.